This is a messenger RNA of Rasamsonia emersonii CBS 393.64, 1281 nucleotides long. RefSeq lists its product as uncharacterized. The transcript has 3 exons. The record is from RefSeq and is a predicted model, not a curated record. NCBI's taxonomy places the organism in Eukaryota, Fungi, Ascomycota, Eurotiomycetes, Eurotiales, Trichocomaceae. The coding region runs from base 1 to 1281 and encodes 426 amino acids.
AUGGUCGGCAUCAUCGCUUCCAGUCUGACGGCUGACCGCUCCAAGAAGCCGACUGCCAGCCGCGUGCGGGACAGCAGCUGGGCAGACGGCCUCCGCGGCAUUGCGUCAGUCUUCGUCGUCUCCAGCCACGUCACCCUCUGCUUCGCUCGAUACAUCGUGCCCCCGGCCCUGGCCGAGAACGGGCCCAGCGCCCUGUUUCAACGUCCGUUCCUGCGCUUGGUCGGCCAAGGAAACGCAUGGGUGGCCGUCUUUUUCGUGCUGCUGGGCUUUGUCAACUCCCUGAAAACCGUCCAACUGGCCCGCGUCGGCGCCGUCAACGAUGCGCUCAACUCCUUGGCCUCUAGCACGUUCCGAAGGACCGGUCGACUGGUGUUUCCCGCCACGGCCGUCACCAUCCUGGCCUGGUUCUUCUGUCAACUGGGCGCCUUUAAUCUCGCCACUCGAACGGACGCAUACUGGGUGAGGACGACGAGUCCGCGGCCAAGUGCCUCCUGGGUUCGGGCCAUCGACGAUCUGAUCCGCCAGCUGAUUUCGACCUGGGUAUACGGGGAGAACGCAUAUGACCAGCCGCAAUGGGCGUUGAUUAAUCUCUUCAAGGGGUCCUUCGAUUGUCGGAAUCAACGUGUUUGCCGGGAUGAUGAUAGCGGAAUUGUCGUUAUACCCUCGAUCGCAGCCGAAGUCGACUGUCGCCCAUGUGAUUCCAUAUCUGUUUGCGAUUUUGGGUCUCUACCUCUGUUCGUUCCCCGACUCGUUCUACGAGCAGGCUGCGUGGUCGAGACAGCUGUGGCAAAUCGGGCUGGUGAUCUUCCCGCCGAACGCCCUGUUUGGGCGCUUUUUUCCCGGGAUCGGCGCGCAGAUGCUCUGCUUUGCGAUCCUCUUUUCGCCGUCAAUGCGCAAUGCGCUGUCGAAUCGCUAUCUGCUGUGGCUGGGGAGCAUCAGCUACCCGCUCUAUCUGCUUCACGGCCCGUUGAUGCGGUCGGUGAUGACGUACAUGGUUUUCCUGCCGGCCUCUCUGACAUUCAAGCCGGCGUUGCUGGAGGAUGGGAUGCCGGACCCGGAGUCCCUCAUCCCGGUGCCAAGUCGCUUGACGCUGUUCUUGGUGCUGCCCAUCUUCUUUGCUUUUUGCUGGUCGUCGUCCGACUGUGGGCCGUCAAAGUCGAGCCCUACUUUGGCGCUGCGACGGAUGCGUUUGAGCGGUUUGCUCGUUCGUGGGGGAAAGAGUCUUCGAAUUCUCCCAAGCAGAAUGGCAGCAUGCUGCCGACGUUUGUAGCAAAAGAUUGA